Messenger RNA from Microthlaspi erraticum, 1626 nucleotides. NCBI's taxonomy places the organism in Eukaryota, Viridiplantae, Streptophyta, Magnoliopsida, Brassicales, Brassicaceae. The record is from the annotation of a GenBank genome assembly.
AUGAUGUUCUCUAGGGCGAAUCUUAGUGCUGCUUUGCAGCCUUUGCUUGCACUGACUGAUUGUAAAGAUCGAUGGGUUCAAAUAACGGCAGCAAAAGAAAUCUAUUAUGGGAAAUGGAGGAACAAUAAGUUCAAACCAAAAUUCUCAGCGCAAGAGACUUGGCAUCAGGAUAUCAAAAAUCUUGUUUGCAACAAAUCUCCAUUUCAUAAAGUCACACAAAGAAAACGACGGUGCUGCCCUCGUCGCCGGCGAGAAUCAACGAUGAUUGAUCGUAGAAGUGGAGGAGAAGAUCGAAUAAGCUUAUUACCAGAUGCUCUUCUCUCUCAGAUACUCUCCACUCUCUCUACCAAAGACGCUGUCAAGACAAGUCUCUUAUCCACCAGAUGGAGAUCGGUCUGGCUUUCGAUUCCCGGUUUAGAGCUCGACGACGACGACUUCCCGAAUUGCAAGUCCUUCGUGAGCUUCGUCGACAGAUUCUUCCUCUUCUCCACGGAGUCACCAAUCGAGAAGCUCAAGCUCGCUUCCAACAAGGAGAAAUGCAACCCGUUAGCUGUCAAAUCAUGGGUUGACGCAGCGGUUAACCGGAAAAUCAAGCAUCUCGAGAUCGAUUUCUCCAAGAGAGACUUAGGGUUUGAUCUUCUCUCCACUGAGAUCUUCACCAGCCAGACUCUGGUGUGCUUGAGGCUGCGUUACGUGGCGUUGAAUGACUUCAGCAAGGUCUCUUUGCCUCGUCUUAAGACGAUGCUUUUGGAAGAAGUUAGGUUCUUGAAUGGUACGGCUUUAGAGAGCCUUAUCGCGUCUUGUCCGGUUCUUGAGGAUUUGAGCGUGGUUACGAGUAGAGAUGACGUCAAGGUCUUGCGAGUUUGCUCUCGGACGGUGAACAGGCUCGUGGUUACGAGUAGAGAUGAUGUCAAGGUGUCACGAGUUUGGGAUGGUUCGGAUAUGGAAGUUGUGAUCGAUGCUCCUAGGCUCGAGUUUCUGAGUCUUGAAGAUUACCAGUCCUCGAGCAUUACGAUAAAAAACAGUUUGAGUUCUUCUGCUAAAGUAGACAUCGGUGUGAAUUUCGAUGUCAAAGAUGUUUUGGACAGUGAUGACUCGGUGAAGAGAAGUAGCAUUGGUCAUUUUCUUGCUAACAUCUCUAAUGUCAGGGACAUGACCAUAUGCUCGAAAACUCUCAAGGUUAUCCGUCAAUAUUGCAAACUAGAAUUAUUACCUCAGUUUUGUUAUAUGUUCCAAUUGCAUGCUAAAAUAGCUUCUGCGGAUUUGGAAGUUUUGCAAGUUCUUCUUGAGAGCUGUCCGAGUCUGAAAUCACUCGUCUUGGAGCUGAGUGGUUCAAUCAAGAAGAAGGUGGAGGUUAGUUUCUCAUCUCGUGUGCCUUUGUGUUUGCGGUCAUGCCUCGAGCGUGUUGAGAUGAGAAGACCGGUUUACGGAGUCGAAGUAGAGAUGAAAGUAAUCAAAUACUUUCUUGAGAAUUCAACAGUUCUCAAGAAACUCACUCUGCGUCUUGGUUGUCCUAGGAUGAAGCAAGAGUCUGUCAUCUUCAUGGAGCUCCUGAGAUUCCGACGAUGCUCUAUGGAGUGUGAAGUCGACGUUGUUGGACUCGAAGAGACAUUGAUGAAACUUUGA